Molecule: messenger RNA, 4270 nt
Organism: Laetiporus sulphureus 93-53
Lineage: Eukaryota; Fungi; Basidiomycota; Agaricomycetes; Polyporales; Laetiporaceae
Exons: 16
Coding region: 118-3879 (1253 amino acids)
Biological process (GO): DNA repair; proteasome-mediated ubiquitin-dependent protein catabolic process
Cellular component (GO): site of double-strand break; nucleus
Molecular function (GO): nucleic acid binding; protein binding
Source: RefSeq, a predicted model, not a curated record
ACUUCCUACCGGCCGCGGUCGCUAUUCUGUGGUGUGUAAGGCUCUGGCUGCUACUUACGAAACUCUGAAACCUUCAGGAAGAGCACGAGUGCCUCAAUCCUGCGUGCCUUUUCAGCCAUGAGAGUCGUCGCGACCUUCCACCAACCGUCCUCGGUCUCGCACUCAGUGAAAUGCAAUCUAACACCUGAUCAGGAGCACCUGGUCGUCGCCAAGUCUAACCGACUGGAGGUGUUCUCUCUUCAGCCUGAGGGGUUACGGAGAGAAUGCGGGUUGGACAUAUGGGGCCGGGUGGUCGCCUUGCGAGCGGUUCCUGUCGAUGACACGAAUAAAUCGAAUCUGUUGGUCCUGACAGACCAUCCUGACCCAAAGCUCAUCCCUCUGGCCUAUGAGGUCGACGAGUCCGGUACCGCAAGCCUUAUCAGCAAGGAAGGGAUCGACCUGCACGACCGCGACGCCCGCCCUGCGGAAUUCGUCACCGACGUCUUCGUAGACCCGUCCGGGCAUGUAGCCAUCGUCAGCUGCUACACUGGCCGCUUGAAGCUGGUUCAGCUAGAAAAUGGCGAGGUCACUGGUAUACCCACUGAUAUCUCGAUUCCCGAGUUAUACAUUCUAUCUCUUACAUUUCUAUACACAGGCGCAGAUAUGUACACAAUUGGGAUAUUACAUUACGACCACCAGCAACGUCUGCAGCUCCUCUCUCGCGAUCUAGACAUCCAAAACAAAGAGUUAUCUGCAGCCUAUUCUACACUCCUACCCAGCACGAUCCUAUCGGCAAAGAAGUUUCCGACAACAGAAACGCCUCCCCGACUGGUAUCCGUGCCACCGUGUUCUUCGUCAGAGGAGAUGGGGGGCAAUGCGGGCGUCCUCGUGCUCGGUGGCCGGGACAUCUUGUUCUUCGAGUAUGCAUCGAGCGAGCGACAGGAAAUCAAGAAAAACAAGCAGCGGCGGGCGUCAAAGCGGAUGUCGAGUUCGGACCAGAAGGAGGCGCUAAAGGCGAAGGAGAAGGAGAAGGAAAGAGAAGCGAGGAAGGUGAAGCCCAGGGCAGGCGUGAAGUGGCCCUGGAGCGAGGUCACCGCAUGCUGUCCAGUUGAUGAGGGGGGGAGACGACACCUGAUCGGUGAUGAAUAUGGUCGGCUAGCUGUACUCGUCUUCGAUCAAGCAUCAUCACUUGUUCUUGUGCCCCUAGGCGAGGCCUCGCCUGCUACCACACUCACAUAUCUCACUUCGCAAGUGGUCUAUGUCGGGUCGCACUUUGGCGAGUCGCAAAUUAUACGUGUACACCCAUCCCCCGUCUCAGAGUUGAACUCUGUGACGCUCCCCAUUCCCGCUGGGAUCGUGACUGUGUCCCCAUCUUCCCUGAUGUCUGGUAAGGGCAAGGAGAGAGCUGAUGACGAUGUGUCCUCUGGAAAGGAAGACAAAGAGGGUAAAAUCGUAUCCGGAAAGGGCUCAUAUGUCGAGGUGUUGAGUAACCAUGAGAAUAUCGCACCCGUCAUGGAUGCAGUUUUGGCGGACAUCGAUGGCAGCGGGCAGCCUCAAAUCAUCACCUGUUCUGGAGGUAAGAACGCCGGCGCACUGAAGGUUGUGCAGACGGGCGCAGACUUUCAGGAGAAGGCUGUGGUUGAGGGCAUACCUAACAUCACAAACGCCUGGCCACUUCGCUCGACGUUCGAGGAUGUGAUUGAUACUCAUCUUGUGGCAUCGACGCUAGAACAGACGUUCGCAUUCAGCUUAAACGCUUCUGACGUCCUGUUACCAUCGGAUGCCUCUGCCAAUGGGUUCAUCUCGGGUUCAGCAACACUGGCAAUCAAGAACGUUCUUCGCCGGGUCAUGACGAAUACCGCGGGCCGAACGGUCUCGUCGUAUUCCAACUCGUCGCUCGUUGUCCAGGUCACUCCAGAGAGGGUCCGUCUGCUCGAGUACGAUGCGGCGCGAGACGUCUUCUCAACUGCGGCGAACGACUGGGACCCUACGCGCGAACGUCGAACGAUCGUUGCAGUUGAUCUCAAUGCCAGCCAGUUCGUGGUCGGCCUCAGCGGUGGAAAGCUCGCGCUGCUGAACUUCAACGAGAAACAGGAAUUUCAAGUUCAUAAACAUAGAGAUUUCACAGAUACCGCCGGUGGUGCGACUGAGAUCUCCGCUGUCUCUUGCUCUCCCUUUGAUUCCUCAAAGAGCUAUGCCAUGACCAUCGCCGUCUCGUUCUGGGGUACUAACAAGGUCGCUCUGCUUUCAUUAAAGUCAGCAGACUCUCCCCUCGCUACAAUGUGCGAAUGCGACGCCUUGCCGUCGCUGCCUCGCGCACUGUUACUUCACAACUUCGGUGCAGGUCGCACGCGCAAGGAGACUGAGUAUCACCCACAUUUAUUGGUCGGUCUCACAGACGGGACGCUAUGUUCUUUCAGUAUCAAGGAUGAUCAAUUGCACGACAAGAAGGUAUUUGCGCUCGGGAGUAGUCCAGUCUCGUUUACGUCGUGUGUCGUGGACGGCAAACCGGCGAUAUUUGCCAGCGGGAGCAGAGCAUCGGUCUUGCACUGGGACCGGCAACGACUCCAUCAAUCGCAAGUGAUGGUCAAAGGUACGGUCUGCGCAACUAGGCUAAAUGCAUCCGCAUUCCCAUCGUCACUGGUGCUGUGCACGCCAUCGUCACUGGUGAUAGGCAAAAUUCGUGGCGCAGACAAGAUGCAAAUUAAGACAGUGCCGCUGGGGCUGGACAACCCGCGUCGAAUAUCAUACCAUUCGGGACUCAAAGUUGUCGUGGUAGCAUGUGUACGAACUGCGCCAUCUCGAAUCGGUGAUUUCGACGGAAGGACAAGUUCCCUCAAGGUUCUCGAAGAUACUGGCUUCAACCAGCUUACUUCCUUUACUUGCGAGCCCGGUGAAGAGAUCUCCUCGGUCCUGGCCUUGCCCGGAGGACACGAUCUUCUCAGUCCAUCCUUCUGCAUCGGGACUGUCCGAUUACAACCUGGUGAACCUGAGCCCUCUCAUGGCCGUAUCCUUCUAUUUUCCCUCGUCACAGGCAGGUUGUCUACGAAGCCGGUUCAGUCUGCGUUGGACUUGGUCGUGUCCAUGCCUGUCAAUGGCUGUAUUUAUCAGCUGGUCAACGUGCAGGAUAUGGUUGCAGCAGCCGUGAACAGCUCGGUUUUGUUGUUCAGGCUUGAACGAAGCGAGGCAUCUUCCUUCCAGCUGAAGAAAAUCGCUGAAUGGAAUCACAACUACAUCGUCAUGAGUCUGGCGGCGAAGGGCAACAAGCUCAUUGUCGGUGACGCUAUCAGCUCGGUGUCUGUUCUGACGGUGAUCGACUCGCAAAUAAAUACCGUCGCGAGAGAUUAUGCCCCCUUGUGGCCCGUGGCUGUAGAAGCGAUGGGCGACAACGGUGUGAUUGGUGCUAAUAGCGACUGCAAUUUGUUCACGUUCUCCCUCCAGCGUUCUGGUAAUCGUGCUACUUUGGAACGGAAUGGUAGCUUCUAUCUAGGCGAUGUGGUGAACAAGAUUAUACCAGGUGGUUUCGGCUCUGCGGAUGCCUUGGGUGCUCAAGUUGUGGAGCCUAGGCAUAUCUUCUUCACGUCAACCGGUCGUAUAGGCGUGAUUCUCGAGAUGAGCAAUGAGAUCUCAUUGCAUAUGACUACGCUGCAGCACAAUAUGGCAAAAGAAAUCGUUGGACCGGGUGGUGUAUCUCACACGAAGUACAGAGCUCCUGCUAACUCCAAAGGGCACAGCGAGGCAGAGUCAGCAUUUGGAUUCCUCGAUGGGGACUUCCUGGAGCAGUUCCUUUUGUUAUCUAACCCUUCCACAUACCUCCAAGGCGAAAUUGAAGUAGAGCGUGUCAAGAUGUCACAAGCCGAAGUGGAAGAUAUAUUGGAGAAACUACAGAGCCUACACUGAUUCAGCAGCCACCUACACUCCAAAAUAUCCAAUGUGGAUGACGAAACAUUGGUCAUGACUGGCGAUAAGGAAGGGACAUUGUUGUACUUAUAUGAAAACAUGGACGACGAGAUAAAUAGGCGGUGAUAGAAAGCGAGUAUGUUGUAACCGAUGCUAUGACGAGAGAAAAUGGGAUGCGAUAGAUACAAUGUAGGAGUACGGAAUCAAGACUCGUUCGUCUCGCUGGUCAUCGAAGUCCUUUGGAGCGAAAUAGAAUCCGGAGAUUAAGACAAGGUAACUCAGAAUCAAGAUGCUACCGCGAUGAUAGUUGCUUUUCGCUUCGAUAUAUGUGUAGGUCAAUAAGAAGACAGACAGAAUGAUCACGACAACAUCCCAUCGAGGGAAGAUCAAC